Molecule: messenger RNA, 1617 nt
Organism: Pochonia chlamydosporia 170
Lineage: Eukaryota; Fungi; Ascomycota; Sordariomycetes; Hypocreales; Clavicipitaceae
Exons: 2
Coding region: 1-1617 (538 amino acids)
Source: RefSeq, a predicted model, not a curated record
AUGGCGCCAGUUACUUUGAUGCGACGCAAUAUUGUGCUGGCGGCAUGCGUGGCACUGGUCCUAAUGGCCUUGCUGUACAUACAAAGCCCUUUUGAUACAAAUCAAUUAAAAAAUAUUAUUCCUAUUCAGUCCAACCCAUUUACGACUGGGCCUAAACUCAAGUCACCACCAUCAGGCGUUGCAGGGGCCGCCAACGGUGACUCGCAAGCAGGCGGCCAGACUGAAAACGACUUCAAUAGCCAAGCCCGAACAUCGCAACUACAUUUCCUUGUUCCGGCAAGCCAACCAAACCUCCAACUCUGUUACAACUUGGCCUCGGCGGCGGUCAACCGAUACUCGGUCCCAACACUCCUAGGCUGGAACGGCCAAGGAGAAUUCGAUGCGGCCAUAACACACCUGGCGAAACUACGGACCGUCAAGCGAUAUUUGGAUUCUCUUGACCCAGAAAAAGACGACGAUCUUGUCAUUAUCGUUGACGGAUACGACAUUAUACACCAACUACCAGCCGAGGUUAUAAUCGAACGUUAUUUCGAUGCAGCCCGAAAGGCCGAUGCCUAUCUGGCGGACCGAAUGGACAUUUCUAUUGGGGAACUUCAUGAAAGGGACAUGAGGCAGAGUGUAUUUUGGGGGCCAGACAAGGUUUGUUGGCCGCCGGACCCGAGAGCUGCACGAUGCUGGGCCGCGCCUCACUCAUUCCUGGCGGAAAACGCGUUCGGUCCAGACAGAGGGCCAAACGAAUUCUUCUCUGAGGACCCUCGCUGGUUGAACUCUGGCACCGUGAUGGGCCCUAUCGGUGAUGUGAGAAAGGUCGUGGACGCUACCAUGGAUGAGAUUGCGGCCACAUACGACAUCAAUUUUUGGCAGUCGGAUUCUGAUCAAUAUUACUUAUCCAAUGUUUGGGGCCGGCAAGAGUAUUGGCGAUCUUUGCAAAUUGCAAACGGAUCAGAAGUCCAGGGAGGGCCACUGGAUCGCAUAAUUCCUGAAAAGAUAGGGGAAUUGCAGGACACUGAGCUGCACAUGGCCAUCGAAUACGACUCUUCGCUUUUCCAGCCCAAGGCAGGGAACGAGCCGUUCAUGGGGUACUUGCAGUACAACAACGAAGACUUCUCCAGCCAUGUACAUGUCGACAUAUUUGGGCUGGGAGAGAAGUUUGUGCCUUUCCCAGUCCACAUGCCAAACAAUGUUGGGACUGCCCUGAUGAAGUUGUACAACUCCAUCCCAGAUGCGCACCCGGGGGCCUCGGCGGAACACUGGCUGCGAAUGGUGCAUCUAGGCACAAACUUUGUCACGAAGCAAAUAUACGGGCUGUGGCACUGCACAGGACCCAAGGAGUUUAUCGAUGGAGAGUAUCCAAAAAUGUGGUUCUAUCCAUUUGUCAAAUCACUUCUCAAGGCAUCGGUUCGAUCGUCGCAAAGGGGAGAUUUAAUCUCUUCCAAGCUGAUAGACGGGCGAAAGUGGAUGGCCAAAUCGUUUUAUCCCAAGGAAGGAGAAUUAGAAGAUGAAUACGGAGGUGCUUGGUCGGAUGAAGUCGCUGGCGGCAAGUUUCUCCGUUGGAAGGACCUGUGUGGCCCUCAUGAAGGCAUUCUCUUCUGGGGCCAGCAAGCUACGGGGAUGUAA